GUCCAGAUAUUGACAUUGAGGGCCACAAAGGAGGAUUUAAAAUGCCUAAAUUCAAGAUGCCAUCAUUUGGAAUGAAAGGUCCAAAGGUAGAAGGCCCAGAUGUUGACAUUGACCUUCCAAAAGCAGAUAUUGAUGUCAAAGCACCUGAAGUUGAUAUUAAAGGUCCAGAUGUCGACAUUGAGGGACCAAAUGCAAAACUGAAAGGAACCAAAUUCAACAUGCCAUCCAUUUCUGGACCAAAAAUCUCCAUGCCAGAUGUGGACUUCAAUUUGAAAGGCCCAAAACUCAAAGGUGAUGUGGAUAUCAAUGCUCAAAAAAUAAAAGGAGACAUCAAAGCACCAGACAUUGACAUCAAAUCUCCUGAUGUUGAAAUUAAAGGGCCAAAGGGUGGAAUUGAAAUGCCGAAAUUCAAAAUGCCAUCAAUGAACAUCAAAGGCCCUAAAGUAGAGAGCCCAGAUGUUGACUUGAGUCUAAAAGGACCUAAAGUUGAAGGUGAUGUGGACAUCAAAGUGCCAAAAAUCAAAGGAGACAUC
This is a messenger RNA of Austrofundulus limnaeus, 533 nucleotides long. RefSeq names its product neuroblast differentiation-associated protein AHNAK. The record is from RefSeq and is a predicted model, not a curated record. Gene Ontology annotation, cellular component: nucleus; costamere; cytoplasm. Lineage: Eukaryota; Metazoa; Chordata; Actinopteri; Cyprinodontiformes; Rivulidae. The transcript has a single exon. The annotation marks the transcript as partial. Gene Ontology annotation, biological process: regulation of RNA splicing.